This is a messenger RNA of Megalopta genalis, 3325 nucleotides long. RefSeq names its product transcriptional corepressor hairless (gene H). The record is from RefSeq and is a predicted model, not a curated record. NCBI's taxonomy places the organism in Eukaryota, Metazoa, Arthropoda, Insecta, Hymenoptera, Halictidae.
CGUGGGAGUUGGACCGAGGAACUGAGGAACGCGCGGACCGUGAACCGCCACAGUGUUGUCGACAAGAAGGAUACACGAAGGCGAGAAAUUCUUGUUUUUUUUUUCACGUCGGAACAUCGAAAAUCACGAGGAAAACGAUGGUGGACGCACGUUCAGAAGGGUCGUCGAACGAAUAAGCUCGAUUGCCGUGGACACGUAAACCAUUCGUGGGUGAAGUGAAACACAUGUGUCGGCCGAGCCGUGUUUUCCACUACAGAGCGACCGUCCCGUGUUUGGUCCGUGAAUAUCUCGCGUUUAGAAAGCGAAGUCGCGGGCCAGUUGUGAUUAUUCGCGGAAAAUAUAACGCGUUCAGCUCCGAAGACACUUAUUAACGCAAUGAGCCGCUUCUUCGAGAUGGAAUAGAACUCGUUGCAGAAGGCGGCAGUGCGUGGGUGGGUGGGUGUCUAGCGACUGCCACUCAUGUAUAUCAAAUUCCUUUUGGAAUUUCACGCAAAAUGUGGCUGUCAAGCUGAUGAUAGUGCUUAUUUUGAUUAAAUAAUCUUCUGUUUGAUCCAUGCACAUUAAUCGGCAUACCAUCCAGAGAAUUCUUUUUUGGCUAAGGAGAAAAUAUUAGUUGAAUUUCAGAGGAACGCUGUUGUCCACUGUCAAUUUUUGCUUAUGUCAAUCUGACAGUUUUGGAAUGAACAAGAUGAACACGAUUGCAUUUCUGUGCUGUUACCAACUCUGUUGAGUUACAGAGAAACUUAUAUGCUUGGCUAUUUUUGACACCAUUGUCAAAAAUUCUAUUUUACAUCAACCAACUUAUUGAUCGAGUUGUGCCACAUAGUUUGGGUUCGGCCAAGUUCUUUUGCAAGAAAUGCUCUUCUUAAAGUAUGAAACAGAGGAAUUUUAGCAAGCCUAUCUAUUAUUAUUUGCAGCUAUAAGAGAAAGACCUUUUUAAGGUCUUGCCUCUUUCUUUUACUUGAUAUUGAGAGGCUAAAGUAUGAAAGGUCAAGCGGAGAAAAAUGGAUAUCGGUAAAGUGUCAGCAUGCGUGAGAAGUCAGCAGAAUGUCAUGCUCACGCAGGUCACGUGAGAGGCACAACAGAAAUGUGCUCACGUGAUCCUUCUGCAUUACACUCAACCCUUACCAAGGCAAAUGGUAAAAAUUCAAGCCCACAGCCCACUCAUCACUCGGAAACACGCAUCGAUAACAAUUUACUUCCAACACCUGGUGGACGAUUAAAAUUCUUCAAAGAUGGAAAAUUUAUUUUAGAACUAUCCCAUCGUAGAGAUGGGGAAAGAACUACAUGGUUUCCAGUCCCGAAAAAAACAUUUUGGCCACCAGCUAGCACAACUCCGAGUAGGCAGGAAAGUUCUACUUCUCUUAGUGUCUCUGAUGAUAACUCAUCAGUACAGUCAAGUCCUUGGCAAAGAGAUCAUUGUUGGAAGCAAGCAAACCCAAGACGUCGGAUAUCCACAGAGUUUAAUUUUUAUUACUAUAGAAAUCCAAGAAACCGUCUGUGUGCACAUCCUCGCCUAAUAGCAAGAAAGCGUAGACGUCCAUUAGAUCCUACUUCUCACCUACUUCCAGAAUCAGUAACAAAUUACACUAAGCCAGUUCGAAAGGCGAAUGGUACACCGACUGGAAAGGUUUUAAAUAUAAUUAUCGACAAACUAGCGCGCCUUCUAGAUCCUAAUGUCGUUUCACCUCGCAAACGCAUACUGCGCGAAUUGGAAAGAGUGUCAUUAGAAGAUCAAGCGUCUAAAAGACGCGCGACACCACAGCCUGUUUGUACAACGAGUGCCCCUACUCCAUCGCCGAAACAAUUAUCGUCGUACAGCAUAACAAGUAUCUUGGGGGAAGAUAAGCCAAGUCAUGAGCAAGGCUUUCUAAGAAAUUUGUUGAAGCCGGACGACAGACAAACUGUGAAAUACUCAUCGAGUAACUCGUAUCCUAGGGUACGAGUAGAUCCAUACAUUGGUACUACAAAUACACCUCCUCAACAUCCACUGUACAGUGUGCCAAUGUUACCUCCUGGACCAUAUAGAGCACCUUUAUGGAUGCAUUAUCCGUCACCCGUCCAUUAUCCACCUCCUAUGCCAUUGUAUGCACCACCACCACCUCAUCCUUCAUCUCCUCCAGUUCAUCAUUACAAAGACUACAGGGAACAAACUCUUACACCUCCUUCAGAUAUGCCUCUAAAUCUGUCGAAGCAUGCGGGUUGAAUCUCAGGAUCCUAAAAGCUGGUGCCUUAUCAAUGGACAAAACUGCGCAAACACUGCCCGUGCAACGACAAUGCGAUAUAUUAGUAUUUUUUUAUCCAUAAACAAUAGUAUCGUAGUAAGUAGAUCCAUGCAACCAGGUGACAAAGUCUGGAUGCUAUACUUGUACAUAGAAAUACAUAAACUGUCAGAGUUGGCAUAGGUAUUUUAUAUUAAUAUUAAAUUAAAUCAUGAGUAGUAUUAUGAAAUUUUAAUUGUAAUUAAAAAUGUAUAUGUUUUAAUUAACAUAAUCUUUUAUCAUUGACCUGCUUACUGUUUCUUUUACGUAAAAUUCAAAAUUUUAAUUAUUUAGAAAAUCACGUAAGUAGGUUCACGGCGAAAUUUUAUUUCGACUCUAAAAACAUUUAUACUACUCAUGAUUCUCACACCGUGAUGAAAGGAAAAGAGCAUGCUUUCAUCUUGUGCAUCUCAUUUAUGCAUUAUCUUGUUAUUCUUAUUAAUGUUACUAUCAUUAUUAUCAUUAAUAAAUGAUACGACUAUCCAUUUUAAAAGAUUCAUAAGAAAGACAUAGAAUUAUGUACAGAACAGAUUAUUACCUAUAUUUAGUAUAAAUAAUUAUUCCUAUGAAUAGAAAUAUGAUAAUAAAUCUAGGUUAAUAGCAUCCACAACAGUAUACAUUUAUUUAUAUAAUAUUAAUGAACAAAAUUGCUUGGUAAAGACCGUGGGAUGUGCCUUAAAUGAUUACCUAAAUUAGAAGAAUGCUAAAUUAUGAACAUUGUCAUCGACAUGUAUUAUUAUUAUUAUUAUUAUUAUUAUUAUUAUUAUUAUUAUUACUACUACUAUUACUACUAUUAUUAUGUACAUAUGAAUAUAACUUUGCGUUGCGUAUUUGCAUCAAAUCGACAUAUUCGUCACUAUUUAUUAUUAGUCAGGCGCAUUACCAAACGUUUUACGCGAAAGGCAAACUCUCACACAGGCUCUACAAACUAGUGAGUAAUUUCAACUAUUCAUUUACAUACCUUUCCUUUUUUUUUAAUUAAAACAGAUGAAAUAUGUGACUGCGCAUAAGCAAUUGUAUAGAAAGACUAAUUUCGUAAAUAUAUAAAUAUUUCAUAUACUAUA